This is a messenger RNA of Oncorhynchus masou masou (cherry salmon), 4035 nucleotides long. Its product is annotated as sterile alpha motif domain-containing protein 9-like. Bases 241 to 3207 code for a protein of 988 amino acids. The record is from RefSeq and is a predicted model, not a curated record. Gene Ontology annotation, cellular component: cytoplasm. NCBI's taxonomy places the organism in Eukaryota, Metazoa, Chordata, Actinopteri, Salmoniformes, Salmonidae. The transcript is spliced from 5 exons.
CAGACUCGGCCGUGAUUCCCACAAAAAUAUAGAACCUUCUUCAAACAGACAAAGCUGGUGGGGGACUACAGCCUGGGACAGAUUGAAGAUGUCUGAGAAGAUGCCCGCCAGCUGGUCAGCCCACACUCUGAAGAGGAGGCCAGGGAUGCCAUCUGGGCCAGAGGCUUUAGUCCAUACCACCACAUGAAGUACAACUAAUAUUCAGAACACUGGUUCAGCUUGGGACCGGAGACAACAAAGAUGGCACACAACAAGGGGUCGUCCCUGUCCAAUGCCCGUGGUCGUGACAUUUAUGUUGGAAGUCAAAUCAGGGAUUCCAUUUCCCUUCUGGAUGUUUUGUACUCAAAUGAAUUUGAAGAAGAGGACAUAGACUCAGCAGUAGCGAAAAAGGCAGAGGUAGAUUUUUACAGAGGAGCCCCACCUCAAUGGCUUAACUUCUGCUGGGCUGAAAAGGCAACAUCAGCUGAUGAAACUACCCCCUUUAUCAAAAGAGACGGGUACACGGAGCUGAUACAAAAUAUUAAGAAACGGCAUAAGGGCGACCUGACUUCUACCAUGAAUCUGCUGCAUCAGCCAGGCAGCGGAGGAACCACUCUGGCCAAGCAGGUGCUCUGGGAUAUGAGGAAAACAUUCAGAUGUGCUGUUCUAACAGGUGCUACCUCAGACAUCACAGCUAUCGCCAAGCAGGUGAUUCACCUUUUCACUGCAGGCAGCCAAGGCCAGCAGAACACUGUGCUCUUACUGCUGAAUAAUGUGUGUAUUCAGAAGGAUCUGCAGGAUGCCAUCAUCAAAGAGAUUACAAACCGAGACAUUACAACCCACAUGCCUGUGGUCAUCAUUUUAAACUGUGUGCGUAAGGAAGUUAUCAAACAAGAGGACCAUAACAAAUCAAGACAUGUUAUUCUCAGGGCGGAACUUUCUGAAGCAGAGAAACAACAGUUUGAGGAGAAACAGAUUGAGAUCAGUCGAAGCUACAGCAAUGAACACAAACAGUUUCAUGGCUUUAACAUAAUGCGAGAAAAUUUCAGUGGAGAUUAUGUUAAAGAAACAUGUGUCUUUUUAGAUGUCAGGAAAAAAAGAAGACCUAAAAAAUACCAGCUUCUUGCAUUCUUAUCACUGGUGAAUGCCUACGUCCCUGGAUCCCACCUUCUGCAGUCUCAAUGUCAGGCAUUCCUGGGGCCUCCAGAUCCCAUUUAUGGAGGCCCUUCCUUUGAGCAGCGAAUGGAGCCUUUCAGUCAUCUGAUAGUGACAUUCCCUUCACAACAGGGACAAGACAAACAUGUCCGCAUGGCUCACCCACUGAUUGCACAGCAGUGUGUUGAGUUACUGGCUACAGCAGGUGUGACCAGGGGUGAUACAGCAAUUAACUUUCUGACAGACUUUUGUAGAGAAGAGGUGCAGCAACAUUUGAUGUCCGUCAUCAAAGACAUGCUAACUAAGAGGGAAAUCACUGUGGAUGUUAAGCAGAAUGCAGAAUGGAAACGAGACAUGUUAACGAAAGGGGAAAUGAGAGAAGAAAGGAAAGGCAAGUUUUCCAGGUUGAUUCAAGAUAUUGAAGAUACUGAAGGCAAAGAAUCCAAAAGCAAGUGUGUAUCUGUUUUACAACUGGCUUCAAAGAAAUUCAAGCAAAACCCAUUCUUUCCUCAAGCUCUUGCUCGUUUCUUUUACAUUGUGAAGACAGACUAUUCUAAAGCAGAGAAGUGGGCAAAAAUAGCAAAAGACAGAGAUCCCAACAAUUCAUUUGUUGCUGACACACUGGGGCACGUAUACAAGAACCAUUUGAUGAACAGGAUGAAUGUAGAGCAGGGUUCCUUCAGGGUUCCCAAACAGCCGGGUUCCAUCUCUGCACAAGAAAUUUUGCAACUAUCAACAAUGGCCUUUGAGGCUUUCAAAGAUGAGGAAAGGGCUGCUGAAAAUGAGCAGGGAGCAGACAUACAAUACGAUGGUAUUAACAAAGUCUCACACAUCUUUAACAACAGGGGACUAUUUGGUUAUCUACAGGUUGCCAACAUUGUUUUUGACUCGCUUGUCUCUCUUGAUAAAAACUGGCAAAAGAUCCUUACCAUGGAAAUAUCUGCUGACUCCUUUUUCAUAUCAAUCAGACAGAAAAAGCUCUUCAAGUACAAGCCACUCAUCAUCAGCCUCAGGGAUGAGGUGGAGAGGAAAUGUGAGUUUUUUGAUGGUUACCUGACGUACUCCAAGCCCAACAUUAAAGAAAAUGAACCGCAUUACUUUCAGACUGAUGUCAAGAACUGCUACCGCAAAUACGUGGGGACAUGUACACCUAUACACUCAGAGUCUGCAAUAAGUGUACCCCUCCAGAAGCUCAAAGAAGAAAUGGCCGUUACUUUCCCUGGACUGCUUUGCUGUCUUAAUAAGGGCUAUGAUGAAUCUAACUUACGCCGAAUAACAAAAUUGUGGGGGAAAAUAAAAAAUAAAAAAAACAAGAAAGAUGGUGACAACAAAGCGUCCCAAAACUUCAUCCUUGCCAAUAUCAUAUUAAGCAAAGUUGAAGCAGCAUCUCCAAUGCUUACCCCGUUGUCAAGCCUAAGAAGCAGUCUGGAGAGACAUCUAGUGGCUAAUCUCAGGAACCAAACCCCAGAGUUUUACUUCUUAGUCCUUCUGCUGUUUUGGCCUGAGGAGCAAAAGAAAAUGGAUUUCAAUAUUGACCUCAACAAAUGUGUUCUGGAGAUGCAAGACUCCUACAAAAACACAUACAAAAAGCAUCUUCGCUCAAGGUACCUUCUCCCCCUUAUUUUCCUGGGUAAGGGUGAGGGUUUGAGCAGACUGGUUCAUAGAGCAAAAAUAGACAACCUAUUGAUAGAGGAGAAUCAAAUGACAAGGCCAGAGGCAAGGCCAGACACUAUAGAUCAAAAGUGGAGCAGUGGUGAGGUGUGGAGAGAACCCAGUGUCCAGGACCUUCUUCUUCCAGUCAAUGGAGUGGUUAGACAGCACAGCGUGUUUGCGUGCGUUGAUGGCAAGGAGAUUGAAGUUUGUGCCGACCAACAAAGCAAAGUUUGGAAGUCUGGAGAGGUCUGCUUCUACCUUGGCUUCACCAUUAGAGGUCCUGUGGCCUACGACAUCAACUACCCAUCCAAUUCAGAUAGGAUUAAAGAGGAGGAGCCUCGUAAAAUGUUGGAAGUACCGGACAUCGAAUUGAUCAAAGACCGGGCCUGUGAGAAGUUGAACAACGUGCCAAUGUCAUGACCUCAGGCCAGCACUUUGAGGACUUCACCGGACAGAACUGAUCAAGAUAAACUCAUCACUGACAAGAGCUAAAGUUCAGUACUGCCUGAACGCACCACACAGGACCAGAUGGGGGAGCUCUCCACAGGACUGAGGGCAAGUGGCAUCAGAGCAAAAUAUAUUUUCUAUGAAAUCCUGAAGGAGCUGGAUCCAUUGCUAAUCAAAGACCUGAAGGGUGAAUGAAGAGCUGGAAUGGUGAAUUGGGGACAUUUAAAGUUUGUUUUAGGGGAAAAGGGUAUAAAUGACGGCAGCUCCGCUUUGUUUUAUUACUUUGUGUUUACAAUAAAACACAACCUAAGAGAGGUAUAGCCUCAUUCUUUUAUCAUUCUUAUUUUUCUACAUGUAAAUAUUAGUAGCCAGCAGAACAGCAACCAGCAACCUAGUGUUUUAGCCUUGAGGCUUUGCCAAAGAUAUAACAUUUUGAGCGAGCUUGGGGGUCUGGUAAAAGUUGGGUUGGAAGAUAAAUGCUCAACCAUCUCACCUAGAUACUCUGGAUCAUUUACAGACAAGAAAAUAUAUAAAGAAAAUAUAUAAUGAAAAUACAAAAGUAUACUGUGUAAAGAAUCGAUGAUAAAAAAAACACUUCAAUUAUUUUGGCUACUAAAUGAUUGACAAGUCAGUGAGGGUAAGGAAUACCAGCGAUCUAAAUACAUGUAUGAUAUGACUUUGUAAAGCUUUAUGUACAAGCCUAAUACAACUUUUUAAACAGUAAUGAUAUGUGAGAAUUUUUGUGACAUUUUCACAACACAGGUUUUAGAAUAUGUAUUGAAAUAAAUACCUACGUACAGA